Molecule: messenger RNA, 1021 nt
Organism: Tigriopus californicus
Lineage: Eukaryota; Metazoa; Arthropoda; Copepoda; Harpacticoida; Harpacticidae
Exons: 1
Coding region: 94-906 (270 amino acids)
Biological process (GO): response to heat; protein refolding
Molecular function (GO): protein folding chaperone
Source: RefSeq, a predicted model, not a curated record
AUCCCAACAUGAAUGAACAACCAACAGAACAGUCCAAGCUUCUGACAGAAAAGCAAGACACCACUCUGAAGAACUCUCAUUCUGAAUAGUAUAAUGCCUGGUGAAACUAACAGUGUCCCAUUGACCCUUCGAGACUCGUUUUUCAAAGAUGACUUUUUCCGCUCAGCCUGGAACGAUUUUGAUCGAGUUCGAGAAGAAAUGACCCGAGAAAGCCGAGAGUUCUGGAGCCGCGUCCGUCUUCACCAGGCGGUGCCCGCUUUGGAUGAUGCUACUCAGCAUGGAUCCUUGAAGAACGCCCAAGACAAGAUUGAAAACAAGUCCUCCACUUGCUCUAGUUCCUCCCAUCAGUUACAGCAGCAACACCAAUCCAGCCGCAGUCAGAGUGAAAAGCAAAUCUCCAAUUCGUCCUCAACGUCAUCUUCUUCAUCAGAUCGAAAGAACAAAGCAUUGGCUCGUCCAGAGGAUUUCUUCAGUGGACCCUCUUUCUUCCCCAAGUGGAUGAUGCCCACCAUGGGAUGCGAUUGGGACGAUUUUGGCUUCUUUGGUUCGCCAAUUAUGAAAGACUUGGAUUUGUUUCAGCACACGGAUCGACAGAUGGUUCGGAUGACCAAUGACGACAAGAAAUUUGAAUUGAGUCUUGACACGCACGAGUUUCAGCCCAACGAGAUUAAAGUCAACGUCACUGGCAACGCCUUGAGUGUUGAGGCGAAGCAUGAAGAGAAGGCAGAUGAUUGCUUCUUGUCGCGGCAAUUCAGUCGGAAGUACACACUUCCCGAGGGUUGUGAGGCUCACAAAGUUCAGUCAAAUUUGUCCGCAGAUGGGGUCCUCGUGAUUACGGCCCCAAAGAAAAUGACAAGGAUGACCCAAGAAGGGCCUAGGGCCAUCCCUGUUACAGUUCAGACAUGAAGAAUUUAAAAAGUUGAACUGAGACCAGAUGGGGUGGGUGCACAUACUAGUAUUAAUUGAUCAUUGGGCAAUUUAUGUGCUAGAAAUACAAAUUUAUGAACCCCUCCCCACUCCA